AUGGCCAGUUGUACCACUCCACUUACGAAGAGUGCUCGCAUCAACCGACAAACUAGUUCACUUCAAUUUCUAUUACCGUCUACACCUGAAUCAUACCCUAGGUCUGCACCAGCCAAUCCCUACCACUUCCCUUCCCCUUCACGUGUUGCCGCACCGCAGACACCCACCCCACUCAAAAGGUCGUUGCCAUCCGACGAAAACUCCGUUCCUCAAUUCGUUCUCCACUCAUCGAGUGCGAAGAAGGCACGGACAAAUGCAACCAGCGUCCCCGAAACCAACGGCAGCAAGCUCGCCUAUAUACUCUGUGCAAUCGAGCACGUAAACUGGACGCUUGCGGAGUUCCUAUACCAUGCCUUUCGCCCUCCUUUAAAGGGGGAUAAAUCCACUUCUCGAACGUCUUCGCAUGCUGCUUAUGUCCAGCAUUUCCUUCGUGGUCGCACCAAGUAUACCCCUGCCGACAUCAUUCACGCGUGGUUUCACUCACCGGAUGGCAUCCUUAGCGAAAAUGACCCCGAACUCAAUUUUAUGUUCGCGAUAACUCCUCCCUACACCGAUCUCAAAGGAGUCCGUCCUGCACUCUCCUCAUUUGCAGCUCAGACUGUGAAGCAAAAGCUUGUCGCGGACAUCAAGCACGCUGUUAGGCCCGGAAAUGGCCUUCAUGUCUCAUUUGCCCCCUCGGAAUCUCGUCAAUCCUCAGACUGGGAUGACAUUGGGAGCAUGACUGUUACCAAAAUCGAAGAGACACUUCGCAAGGAACAACCCCUUGCAAUGGUGCUUCUAGAAGCCAUCGCUACUGGCCCGCAACGAAAGCACCGAGGCAAAGACACUCAGCGGCGUAUUCGCCCUGUCCGACUCGUUUGUACACAUGCACUGUCUUCCCUAGCAUUCUGUCAUUCUACUCAUGCCCAGGCCCUGCCAAUGGCCCGCGGAAUUCAUGAAUUUGCAUUAUCCAUUCCGUACGAUCUUUUCGUGUACAACAGCCGCAUUGGCACCUCUCCGUCAUAUAGUGCCAUUUAUAGAGCGCUUCAGAUGCUUUCUAAUUACCUAAGGCAGCGCGAUUCUCGUAUCGGUCGCUCAAACAUCAUGAACAUUGGUCUCGCUGGUACCUACAUUGAACUGGAGGAUAUUGACGUUCUUGCCUUUGACAUGUCCGCCAAGAGCCGUCUCUUGGAUGAGAACAGGCGAACGACUGCUAAAGUGGAAGACUUCCUUGAUGCCAUUGACCAGUCUCACCUUGAACACAAGCUCUCGUCAUACCAGGAACACGUCUCCAUACUCUUCCGCACACGAGGUGCCAAACUUCAGCUUCCCAUUCGACCCAAUAAAAUCCACCCGCUCGCAACCAGCAGCAAGAACAAAACAGUGACGACGGAGUUAAAGGAUGCCCUUGUGGACUUUUUGGGGCAAAUAGGCCAGUCAGUUGAGGAGUUCCAGAAACAGCUCUUACUCAUCAGCGGUGAUGGCUUGACGUACGAGAAGAUUAUCCAACUCAAGAAAUAUCUACAAUACCAUGGAGACGAGUUUCAGCGGUUUGAAAUCCUUGAGCCAGUGCUUGCCAUAUGGCAUACUCUAUGGACUGACCUCAGUUGUCUCUUCGAGACCCAUUGGGGAGCCACGCUCAGCCGUGAUCCAUCUACACUUGGUAAUAGUGCAACCAAGAUAGGUCGGUUGGCCCCUUCAUCCCUCAAAAAGGUCGAUUACUAUCCACACUCCGAGCUCGCAUACACAGUCCUUGAAGUGAGAAUGCUGGAUUGUUGGCGCAUUCACUUCGGAGCAAAAGACCUUUUUCAACACUUCAAGAAACUCGCCGUUGAGCAGAAACUCCCCCCCAUUCGAAGACUUGGAGGAGAUGUACGGCAGGAUAGUGUAUGGUCACGUUCCAUACCAGAAGGAUCACCGUGGACCAAGCCACCACCAGAUGGAGCGGAGAGUACCAAGGGUGACUUUGUCCUUGCUCGCUCGGUUUCAUUCAUGUGCGAUGCUCUUAUCUCUCGUGAGGCUGCAUAUGCUGCAGCUGAAGGUGACGUUGGACGUGUUUAUGAAGUGGUGAAGGUUAUGCUAUUCACGUUCGCCGGCUCAAGUCACUCAAAAUAUGUGACAUAUCUACUUGAAUUUAUCACCACCCUUGAGAUGGAAUCCACGCCUCUGCUGCGAGAUGCGAUCCUUCGCAGCCUACUUGUCAACAUUAGUGGGCAAGCGGGUAGCUUCAUGGCUGUUGAUUUCCUGCAAGAGUACCUCAAUCGUCUCCUCCAAGCCAUUGUCGAGCGCAAAGGCAUGGAUUAUGGUGAACGCUACAUCCGAACAGUCAUUGCCAGAAACUUGCAUCACUUUGCCCGGGUAAAGACAGAGUUCGGAAGAGAUGGACUUGACCUUUCUGCAUGCAGUGGCCGCCACGCUACACCUCAUCUCCGUGCAGAAGUUCGAAAGCUUCUGGAAGAAUAUCAGCAAUACGAACUACACUUCCGUCACCCAGGUCGCCAGAUUGACCCCCUAGACCCUGCUACAUUCGAUGACUUUCAUCAAGGAGUUGCACGCUUGCGAAAGACCAAGCUUCCGUUGUGGAUCAAGCAGUCAUCCCAGUAUUGUGACCUACGUAUGCGAGCAGGCCUGGGUGAAGAUUCCAGUACCGUCCCUGGUACUGGAAUUGAUCAAGAAGUCGAUGAAGGCAAUGACUCUGAACCAUUCACACUAGGGGAUAUGUAUAUGGUUGAUGGCGAGUUAAUUAUUGAUAUGUCUAACAUGGAUUUGGAUUUGGAGAAUGAGGAGGCAUAUUUAGCGAAUGAUUUGGACAGUGAGUCCGAGUUGACGGAUGAAGAAGAGCCUUGUGUAGUACCUAACUAA
Suillus paluster is the source of this 2841-nucleotide messenger RNA. RefSeq lists its product as uncharacterized. The transcript has 7 exons. Lineage: Eukaryota; Fungi; Basidiomycota; Agaricomycetes; Boletales; Suillaceae. The record is from RefSeq and is a predicted model, not a curated record. Bases 1 to 2841 code for a protein of 946 amino acids.